AUGCCCAAGGCCUCUUGUACAUUACACAAACCCCAGACGACAGCGCUGCUAACGUUACCCCCCCUCACCUGGGAUCUUGCUUCAAUCACUGGUGAAUGCUGGAUUGCCAACGCAACUUUCGUGAACGGCACUGCUGCGGGAUCGUUGUUCAUUGAGCAGGACAACGCCAUCGGUGUUUUGCCAUUUACCCGAGUCGCAUAUGUCAACGGAACUGUUUCCGGAUUUGCUCUGUUUGCCUCGCAAUUGGUGUACAACAACAAUACUCAGCUUGAGGCUCAAUUCUGGGCGAAGUCAACCAAUACUUCCGGUGUCUAUGGACUUAUCUGGACCCCUGAUGGAGACACCCCCACUGGUGAUUUCCCUGUUGUGUUGAAAGCCUCGGAAGAUUCUUAG
This is a messenger RNA of Penicillium crustosum, 393 nucleotides long. RefSeq lists its product as uncharacterized. Lineage: Eukaryota; Fungi; Ascomycota; Eurotiomycetes; Eurotiales; Aspergillaceae. Bases 1 to 393 code for a protein of 130 amino acids. The record is from RefSeq and is a predicted model, not a curated record. The transcript has a single exon.